AUGUUGGAGAACAUGUCCAGGAGUAACCGAACCCUCUUGUCCCUGGGCCUCACCUCUUUAGCCCUCACCCUCUCUGUCUGGGCCUUCUGCACCUCCUACUGGUGUGAAGGGACACACAAGGUGGUGAAGCCGGUCUGCAUGUCAGCAGUUAAGAUGAAAAACUGUGGGAAGAACAACAGCCAGCCAUACACCACAGAGGCCCCCACUCCAGACCCCAACAACCCAACCUCCAACGUGACGCUGUCUCCGCAGCAGAAGGAAGAACUGGCCCAGAUAAGGAAGAGGCAGCUGGCCAACGCCGUCCAGUACAUCUGGGAGACGGGCGAGGACAAGUACAUGCUGAGAUACUUCCACACCGGCUUCUGGCUCUCCUGUGAGAAACACAACGAAGGUGACGAUCAGGAAGAAAAGUGUCGCAGCUUCAUUGAAUUGACACCAGGAGAGACGCAAGGCGUGCUGUGGCUGUCUGUCAUCAGUGAGUUCAUGUACAUCGGUCUCUUGGCGAUGGGUUUCCUGCUGAUGUGUGUGGAAGCGAUGUGCCUCUGUGCCAAGAGGGAAAUGAGCUCCCUGAAGAUCAACGCCUUCGCCGCCAUGUGCACUGUCCUGUCAGGCAUGAUGGGGAUGGUGGCACACAUGAUGUACACCACAGUGUUUCAAAUGACUGUGAGCAUUGGGCCUAAAGACUGGAGGCCACAGUCCUGGGACUACGGAUGGUCUUUUGCCCUGGCAUGGCUUUCAUUCAGUUGUUGCAUGGCAGCCGCUGUGGCAACGCUCAACUCCUACACCAAAACCAUCAUUGAGAUGAAGCACCGAGCCAGGAUGAGGUUGGAAGAGGCCCGAGCUAUCACCAGUGCCCCCUCCUACGAGGAGGUUGUCCAAGCUGGAGGAGGAGGGCUUUACUCAGUCAGCCAGCUGAUUCAGCUCGGCCAGCAUGGGGCUCUCAUGGAUCCACUGUGGCCUAGAGGAGUAGGACCAGCCGUUGGACCUCUGACAUGCAGAGGGAUGGUUGACCCACAUGGCAUGGUAGUGGUAGAGGGAUGUGGCACUGAAGGAUGUGAAGAGUGUGAACGGGAGAUGGAUGAGAUUGAUUACGCUCUGCAGGAGGAAGGAGAGGAUUCACUCUGUUAAGACUUUUCGCUCUAAAAUCACAAGACUUGCACAAACCUUCAAAGAUCUUCAUUAGUUGUUGUAAAUAUGAGCCAAAAAUGAAAACAUUUAAACUCUUUUCAGGAAUGCAGAAGUUAGUGGUAUCAUUUGGUUUCAUGAAAGAAAUAAGCUAAACCAGGUAAAUGAACUAAAUUAUUUAUUAGAUCAAGAAUAACAACUGAAAUAUUGUAUAAUGUACCUUGUAAGCUGUCUUUGGAAAUGAGGGAAAAAGGCAGAAGCGAAGUCAAAGAAUGAGAAACUGGAGAUCUUCCACCAUUUUCCAAGCUCAGAUAUCUCAAGUUUCCCCGUGGUCAGUGAACGCAGCAUUAGAUAAAGCAGCUGAAGAGUCUCCUUGU
Molecule: messenger RNA, 1502 nt
Organism: Melanotaenia boesemani (Boeseman's rainbowfish)
Lineage: Eukaryota; Metazoa; Chordata; Actinopteri; Atheriniformes; Melanotaeniidae
Product: germ cell-specific gene 1-like protein
Exons: 7
Coding region: 1-1128 (375 amino acids)
Cellular component (GO): plasma membrane
Source: RefSeq, a predicted model, not a curated record